AUGUCCUGCUCUGAUGUCCCUGCAGUUGCCCCCCCUCCAGAAGGAGCUGAAGGAAAUCAACUCUUUCACAUUUCCCUGCACCCACUCCCCCAGUGCUCACCAGCUUUUCCAUGUUGUGUUCUGUUCCAGACCUUCACUGGGAAUUUUGUGUACUACAUCCAGCCAGUGCUCCCAGAGGAUGUUGUGAAAGCAGUCCUGGAGAAAAUAGGGUAUGUUGCAACUACAGCCACCGAGUUUUCACUUGUCAAAAAGAGAAACAAUGAGGAAACGAAGCAGACUGCAUUUGAGAUAUUCCUGGCAAGAAUUGAGUGUGAAGCUAUCCUCGAGAUGACAAAUGAAGAAAAACAAGGUAAUUUGGAGCAGAGCCCGCAGCAGGGAGCACAAACACAUCGGCAUCAAGGAGAGGAGGGUGAGGAAGAUCAGGCACCCCGGAGAGGAGACACUGAAAGGCUGGGAAAUGGAGGGGACAGUGAGACACCUUUGUGCCUUGCUCCCCAGCAGAAGUGUUCAGCUGCCUGUGCUGCAUCCUUUGAAGCUGCUGGGAAUCCGAGGAUCAACGUGGCUCAGUCAGCAGCUGCUGAGUCCCCCGGCAGCCUCCAGGAGCACCAGAGGCAAGGCAGCGACACCACGCAGCUCCUGGGCAAGUGCUCAGACAGCGAGGACUUCCUGAGCACAUACAGUGACAUUGUCAUUGCACAAACACCCAUCUUCAGUGAGGCUCUCUCUCCAAAGGCUCUGGAGAAGGAGCCAGGAGGCAGGCUGAGUGAGGAGCGUGCCCUGGCAGGGGCUGCAGAGGCUGCACGAGUGCUGGGGCCUGCACCUCUGUCCCCAGGAGCCAGCGGCCCCCCAGCCUUUGCCCUGUUUGCUGACAGCUCCUGUGACAGCAAAACCACCUUGGAGUUUGAAGCUCCAGGAGUCCCAGAAGGAUCGAUUGAAGCAGAAAUUAAUGAUGCCAUAAAUUGCAUAGACCCAGCCCCUGGUGAUGAGCCCACGGAGCUGAAGUCUCUGCCCUACAAGGACUUUGCCCAAAACUGCAGCAUCCCCAGGGAAGAGGAUGUUUGUGAGCUGUCUUUAACCUUCACAGAACUACAAAUCAGGGAUGUUCAGGAAGAACUUACAUAUCCAGUAGAGGAAACUGGCCAGCCUGAGGCAGUGGCCUAUGCAGGAACAAGUGACAGGCACGUUAGAGAAUUUCAUCGCUCCCAAAUAAAACAUACAUACCUGACUAAUGCUGACCUGCACAACAGAGCAGCGUCACACACUGAGCCAGCUUCAGCUCUGUGCUGUACUGCUGGGCACUUGGAGGAUUCCACUGCUGACAGCAAGAGACUGCUCAUGGAUCCUGCCAAGGCACAUCCAGCUUCUGAGUGCUUCAGGCAUGUCAGAGAGCCCCCCAACCUCACCUACAUCCCCCCCCAAAGCAUUGAUGUGCAGCCCUCACACGGGGGCAGGAGCAGCACUCAGGGCAGGAGGAGCCUGCUGCAGCCUGCAGGGGACUCUGCUGGAGGCAGGGAAGGGAAGCUGGAGAGCUCUAAUUCCCAAGAGUCUGACACCCAGGAGCCUUAUGUCAUCAUCGACAGAACCGACCAGGCCGUGCUGUGCCAUCACACCUGAGUCUGCAGUGCUUUAUUUGUAAUUACCUGGGGGGACUGUCCUCUCACCUGUGGCCUUGAUCCUGUUAGGGAGAUGAUUAGCUUUGUCAAAACAGUUCAAAAAAACCCAAAGCACGUCACUGCUCUGGGACAGUAAAUAGCAGGAGUUACACAAAUUGCUAAUGGUUCCUUUGAUGCAAAAACCUGAAUGGUCACCUUUAACUUCUAUAAAUUUCAGUCCAUUUAAUUAAUGAGUCAGAUUCCUUCUGGCUGUUCUUAAUGCCAGACAUGUUUCUUCAGCUGGAUAUCCUACUUUUCUUUUUUUCUUUACCAGACCUAUUCCUGGAAUACUCUUCCAGUACAAGGUAAAUUCUUUUAAGCUGGAAGAUCCAGCAUUAGAAAUGCCAUGCUGAAGUGUACUCCUGUUAACUCUCUGCAUUCCUUUGAAGCUGUGUCUGAGCUAAUCUUCCUCCUGACUUCAGCUGAAAACAGGUUUAGAAAGUUUGAUAACAUUCCUUUAGCUGCAAAGAGGGAAACAGCUCUUUGAACCCUUGGUUCUGUAGAGGCAUUAACCUGUGUUACAGGUUUUGUAUCUGCCUCCAUUUGUUACCAAAGUAUUUUGUGGCCACCACCACAAUUUCCAAGAGAAGCCUUGAGCAUUGUUAACUGUUCACUGCCACCAGGGAGAAAGGUCCAGCUACACCUGCCAUUUCUCUUGCCCCUGCUCCUGACUUAAUUCUCUGCCAGAAGUUCACAGAAUUUUUCUGCAGGCCAGUUCAUCUCACUAAAAUGAGGGGGAAAAAAAUCUCAUUCUCCACCAUUUUAGUGACAGGAAAAAAAUUGCUCAGAGAAGUAUCCCAGUGAGCAGCAGAGGCAGGAUCAGGGACAUCCUGAAGGUGGGAAUGCUGUGUGGAAAGCUCAGGAGUAUUGGAUCAGGAAACUGAGUCCCAGCACUGAGAGCCUGUGUCACACACAGCUCUGAAUUCAUUUAGGAAAGCACACUGCUGCUGUGCUUAGGCACAGCUCCAAUGCUUCUUUAUACAAAUAUCUCCAAGGGGUGUCAGAGGGUGGUGCCCAGCAGCAGGACAAGGAGCAAUGGCCAUAAACUAAAACACAGUACGUUUCAUCUCCACAUGAGGAAGAACU
Molecule: messenger RNA, 2738 nt
Organism: Ficedula albicollis (Collared flycatcher)
Lineage: Eukaryota; Metazoa; Chordata; Aves; Passeriformes; Muscicapidae
Gene: BEAN1
Product: brain expressed, associated with NEDD4, 1
Exons: 2
Coding region: 1-1614 (537 amino acids)
Cellular component (GO): cytoplasm
Source: RefSeq, a predicted model, not a curated record